This is a messenger RNA of Stylonychia lemnae, 468 nucleotides long. The record is from the annotation of a GenBank genome assembly. Lineage: Eukaryota; Ciliophora; Spirotrichea; Sporadotrichida; Oxytrichidae.
AUGACUAGCUCAGAACCAGAUUGUAUCAGAAGAUGUGGCUGCGAACCUCUAGGAACUCUUGCAUAAAUCUAAAAAUGUCAAGCUAAUUGCGAUUCUUAUGGAUUUGAGCCUAUUUGCAAGGAAAGCUGCAACAAUAUCUAUAGACAUGCUUCAAACGCUUCAGCCACAUCAAACUUUACACAGUAUCUACCUCCUCAGGCAUUAAAAUUCUUGAUUUAGAGUAAUGUCAUAGAAAUAGAGAACAAAGAACCACUCUUUGAAGCUAAUCAAAGCUUUGAAUAUCUAUACAUCAUGAAUGUCGUGGUUUUCAUAAUUGCAGGCAUCUCAAUCACUGCUUAUCUAUCAAAGAAAGUCUAUGAUAAGUAUCUAGAAUCUCAGGAAAUCGAUUGCGACUUUAUGUUUUACUAGAAACUUGAAGCCAAAACAGGGUUAUAAACCUAACCAAAAAGUUAAUAUUCGCUCUUGUGA